ACGGCUCCCAGGAAAGCUGAUACCUUAGCAAUAAUUCAAUAAAUCGAGUAGAUUCAAACGGAUAUCCCUCAAAAAACAUCCUCCGUUGGCGUUAUUGUAAUUACCUGAAGUUAAGACGGAAUGAGGCUCCUCUGACGACUGUGCGCUUUAUUGGUUAAGUCAUGUCUUUCCAUCAUGACCGUGGAGGUCCCAGAGGAGGGAUGCCUCCAGGCCAGCACAGCUCCCCUCAGAACUACCGCCCCACCAACCUGAGGCCGCCUGCUCCCCAGCCUCCUGUCCCUCCGUACCACUAUGACCCUCAAACUCCCCCUGCUUCCAGCUACCAUGGCAACACUGGCUACAUGCCCCCUCACUCUGACUUCAUGCAGUACCCUCCACCAGUUCCCUCCCAGCCUCCCAGUUCUCUCAACCAAUGCCCUGUACGUCCACCUUUCCCCAAGCCCCCUGUUCGUCAGGGCUUCCCUGAACCCCCACCAAACUUCCCACCCCCUCCCCUGCCCAGCUCCACUGGUGGAUCCACUCCAGGAUCCCAGGUGUCUGCUCAAAAUGCCUACCACACCUACAUGAUGCCUCCAGUGCCACCACCGCCAUUACCACACCCACCCAUGCCUCCGCCGAUAGCGUCCCAGUCUAUGGGCUACCACCCUCCUUACUCCAUGAACUACCCUCAUCCUCCUCAUCCUCCUUUCCCUCCUCCACCCUUCAACCCUGGCUACACUCAGAGCCCUAACACGUUCAAACCAGAGCACAGCUUCAGGCAGGGCGGCCAGUACAAGUAUGAGAAAACAAUGGACAACCGCAGGUCUCCAGAGAGAGGCUACCGCCAUGAUGACCAUCGACAGAAGGGCUAUGGGUAUGGCAGUCAUGGGGAGAAGCAUAAAAUGGAGUUCCCUGGUGAGAGGAAGGACCGUGGGAGGAGUCCAGACAGGCGGGGCAGACCGGAGAGUGGACGCUACAGGUCUGAGUAUGACAGAGGGAGGACUUCACCCAGACACAGGAGCAGGGAUAGGAGCAGGGAGCGGUAUCGUCACAGAGAAAGCCGGAGAUCUCAGUCACCGGACAGGCACAGAAAGAGACCUCGAAGCCGAUCAUCGAGCAGAGACAGGAAGCGUGGACGCUAUGAGGAGGAGCGGGACAGAAGGUCAGAGAGCUCCUCCGGCCUGAGCAGAGAGCGCAGCUACACCUCCAUGAGGAGCAGAGACUCCGAUGAGGCCCCGGCUGACAGAGAGCGUGAGAGAGAAAGGGAAAGGGAGCGGGACCGAGACAGAGAAAGGGAGAGGGAGAAAGAGAAGACAGAGGAGGAGAAAGAAGAGGAGGAGCUCCUGAAACCUGCGUGGAUCCGCUGCACACAUGCAGAGAAUUACUACUCCAAUGACCCCAUGGACCAAGUGGGAGACUCAACUGUGGUUGGGACCAGUAAGCUGCGUGAUCUGUAUGAACGCUUUGAGGAAGAGCUGGGAAAGAGGCAGGAGAAAGCGAAGGAUGCUCGACCAAAAUGGGACCCUCCUAAGACCAAACUGGACGAGGACCCAGAUGACAGCAGCAGUGAGUCAGACUGUGAGUCAGACGGUGAAGGAAGCACCUGCUCCAGCAGCUCUGACUCAGAGGUAUUUGAUGUCAUCGCCGAGAUCAAGAGGAAGAAAGCUCACCCCGACCGGCUGCACGAGGAGCUGUGGUACAACGACCCAGGGCAGAUGAAUGAUGGUCCCUUGUGUAAGUGCAGUGCCAAGGCCAGACGUACGGGGAUCCGCCACAGCAUCUACCCGGGGGAGGAGUCUGUAAAACAGUGCCGUCCAAUGAACAACAACGCUGGAAAACUGUUUCACUACAGGAUCACCGUGUCCCCACCUACCAACUUCCUGACUGACAGGCCGACAGUGAUCGAGUAUGAUGACCACGAGUAUCUCUUUGAAGGCUUCUCUCUUUUCUCUCACAAACCUCUCACUAAUAUCCCAUUGUGCCGUGUGAUCCGCUUCAACAUAGAUUACACCAUCCACUUCAUAGAGGAGAUGACACCGGAGAACUACUGUGUCCGCGGACUUGAGCUGUUUGCUUCCUACUUGUUCAAGGACAUUUUGGAGCUGUACGACUGGAACCUGACAGGUCCUGAAGGUGACAAUGAGUCCUCUGGAUGCCAGCAGUUCCAUUUUAUGCCCCGUUUUGUCCGAUUCCUACCAGAUGGAGGGAAGGAGGUGCUGUCCAUGCAUCAGGUGCUGCUGUACCUCCUGCGUAGCAGCAAGCCGCUGGUCCCUGAGGAGGAGAUUGCAGACAUGCUGCAGUGGGAGGAGCUGGAGUGGCAGAAAUACGCGGAGGAGUGCAAGGGCAUGAUCGUCACCAACCCAGGCAUGAAACCAAGCUCAGUGCGGAUCGACCAGCUGGACAGGGAGCAGUUCAACCCAGAUGUCAUCACCUUCCCUAUCAUUGUUCAUUUUGGGAUCCGACCUGCUCAGCUCAGCUAUGCCGGAGACCCUCAGUACCAGAAGCUGUGGAAGAGCUACGUCAAACUACGCCACCUGCUGGCCAACAGUCCCAAGGUCAAGCAGAUUGACAAGCAGAAGCUGACGCAGAGAGAGGAAGCUCUUCAGAAGAUCCGUCAGAAGAACACCAUGCGCCGCGAGGUGACAGUGGAGCUGAGCAGUCAGGGCUUCUGGAAGACCGGCAUCCGCUCCGACGUCUGUCAGCAUGCCAUGAUGCUGCCAGUCCUCACUCAUCAUAUCCGGUACCACAUGUGUCUGAAGCACCUGGACAAGCUCAUUGGCUAUGUCUUCACGGAGCGCUGCCUCCUUCAGCUUGCCAUGACUCACCCAAGUCACCACCUGAACUUCGGCAUGAACCCUGAUCACGCCCGCAACUCUCUUUCCAACUGCGGCAUCCGUCAGCCCAAGUACGGAGACAGGAAAGUCCACCACAUGUACAUGAGGAAGAAAGGAAUCAACACAUUGAUUAACAUCAUGUCUCGUCUGGGGCAGGAUGACCCUUCCCCCUCCAGGAUCAAUCACAAUGAGCGACUGGAGUUCCUGGGUGAUGCUGUUGUCGAGUUUCUCACCAGCGUCCACCUGUACUACCUUUUCCCAAAUUUAGAGGAGGGCGGCCUGGCCACCUACAGAACAGCCAUCGUGCAGAACCAACACUUAGCCAUGCUAGCCAAGAAGCUGGAGUUAGAUCGCUUCAUGCUCUACGCACACGGACCAGAUCUGUGCCGGGAGUCGGACCUGCGACACGCCAUGGCCAACUGCUUUGAGGCUCUUAUCGGUGCUGUGUAUUUGGAAGGAGGCUUGGAGGAGGCCCGGCAGCUCUUCGGUCGACUGCUUUUCAACGGCGAGGACAUGCGGGAGGUCUGGCUCAACUUCCCACCACACCCCCUGCAGGUCCAGGAGCCUCAGACUGACAGGCAGCUGAUUGAGACGUCUCCGGUUCUUCAAAAACUGACCAGCUUUGAGGAGUCCAUCGGAGUUCUGUUCACUCAUGUGCGUCUCCUGGCCCGGGCCUUCACCUUGAGGACUGUCGGCUUCAACCACCUCACCCUGGGUCACAACCAGAGGAUGGAGUUCCUGGGAGACUCGAUCAUGCAGCUGGUAGCCACGGAGUACCUCUUCAUCCACUUCCCUGACCACCAUGAAGGACAUUUAACAUUACUCCGCAGUUCACUGGUAAACAACCGCACCCAGGCCAAAGUGGCGGAGGAGCUGGGCAUGCAGGAGUUCGCCAUCACCAACGACAAAACCAAACGACCUGUCGCCCUACGGACCAAGACUCUGGCUGACUUGUUAGAGUCUUUCAUCGCAGCCCUCUACAUUGAUAAAGACCUGGAGUACGUGCACACCUUCAUGAAUGUCUGCUUCUUCCCUCGGCUGAAGGAGUUUAUUCUGAACCAGGACUGGAACGACCCCAAGUCUCAGCUGCAGCAGUGCUGUUUGACCCUGAGAACUGAGGGCAAGGAGCCUGAUAUACCCUUGUACAAGACCCUGCAGACAGUUGGGCCCUCGCAUGCCCGCACCUACACCGUUGCCGUGUAUUUCAAAGGGGAGCGAAUCGGCUGUGGCAAAGGCCCAAGUAUCCAACAGGCGGAAAUGGGAGCUGCGAUGGAUGCGCUUGAAAAAUAUAACUUCCCACAGAUGGCUCAUCAGAAGCGCUUCAUCGAGCGGAAAUACAGACAGGAGCUGAAGGAGAUGAGACGCGAGCGAGAGCGGCAGGAGAAGGAGACUGACGAGACGGACGAAUGCAGGAAGUGACAGCACCUCUGUUUUGCCAAUCAGGACUCUGCUUCUACAUCAUCAAGAUACUCCGUCUGCAAAUGAGAAAGCUGUCCAGGCAGGAGUUGGAUGAAUAGUGAUGCUACUGGUUGAUCUAGUCAUUAUGUUCCAUGUGGUCUGUUGCACCAACUUUGCACAAGUUCUGCCUUAAAUUGAGGUAUGAAGAACCCCACGUUUAUUCUAGUUAGGUUUAGUGGAAUAUAGGUCCCACAAAAAAACAAAAUGUCCCAGAAAUGAUGGUUCUACUUCCUGUAGCCAAUCAGUGAAAGCAUUUUUAAUGCAGUGUUUGUUUUGCUGCUGCCUCUCAUGUCUAAUUGUCUCUGAAGAGGCAAGCAGCUUAGAGUAAAAUCUAUAAACUGCAGUUAAUCCUCAAACAGCAAAAAUAUGGAAAGCCAUUGUGAUUAGGUGACAAAUAAAGCCUGCACCCUUAAUCUACAGCCAGUUUAAGUAUGGCAUUAAAGUGGUGAAAUUGUCAAUACCAAGAGGUGCUUUAAGGGUAUGCUGUUGUAAAAGACUGAUGCUAGGGUGCUAGUCUCAGGACAGUCAUCAUACAUUUGUUGAUUCCUUAAUCAUGUAGAACGCACUGAUGAUACCAAAUACCUCUGCUUUUCGUCAUUCUCUGAAUUAUCCUGACUUUUUAACAGUCACAAUUACAGACAUAUUUCAUGGAUUGCUUUACUCCUACUAGUCGGUCGGUGUAGGAUUAAAAGAGUUUCAUUCAAACCUUAAUUUCCACAGGAUCCAGUGUCCUGUGCAGAAUUUUACCUGUGCAGCAAAUCACAGCCUUGUACUUUUCAGUCAGUGUUUGUAUUUCCACAGCAUGCACUGUGAUCAGUCUCCUGCACGUGCUAGAACCACCACUACACUCUGCUCCACUGGAGAUACAAACAGUCUGCACUGCCAGCAGGCUCAAGCUGAACAGAUCAGAUCGACUCAACGUUUGGGGAAUUUCAAAAUAAAACCCCAGGUACAGACUGCAGAUGGUUUAUACUAAAACAGGAAGCAAUUUAUCAGCAAAUCAACCUCAUAAAGGCGAAAUAGCAUGCUGUUUGUAUGUUGUUUUCUUUUUUCCUAUCUGAACUUGUGGACUUAUGACCCAGAUGCUCUGGGUUGUGCUGCACUCUGCUUCAGAAACGGACCAAGAAAGGUGCAAACUGUCUGAUGGAACAAAACGGUGGCACUGACAGAACCCUGUACACAGAACCCUGUGGAAAUUGGGGGUUUGUGUAAGUAAGAACUACCCCAGGUAGUGCAAACCCUCUAAAGUUAGCAUAAUAUAAUCUUCAUUGUUAGUUUCCCCUAAUUUUCAUAUACUCCACGUCCUCAGAAUUCUGCACACGUUGCAGUUUUUCUCGGACUGAUGGCGCAUGCUCUCACCCACUGGGUCCAUUUUUAUAGGAGUGAAGAGUGAGGCCCUUAGCAACUGGAGACAAGACAUCCCAAGAACAACAAGUUCACAUGGAAAUUUCAAAAUUGUAAACAUGUAAACAAAUGUCUUUGCAGUUUUGAGGUUGGUUUGCUUUUCAUUUUGAUAUUAUUCCUUGAUUUACUUCUUCCAUGGGUAAUCCUUGGCUCUCCACCUCUAAGAAUACCUCCUCUCACCCAUGGCGUCAGAUGACCUCUGUGACCCUCUGACCAACUGAUGACCUGAGGCUUUUGUCACUGGUUGUGCCAUAAAAUUGAUAAAGUGGUGAGAUUUGCAAGUAGGAGUCCAUGCAUCAUGUUAUAUUUUGAAAUUGACUGGAUGGUUUUUGCAUGCUUAUUCCUGUUUGGGUCGAUCUUCUUUAUGAUGACAGCGUGCUCCAAUGAAAACGGACUUGGACUGUAUCUCAAACAGAGCAAAGAAUAGUGGUGCUUCUGGUACAAGCCAUAGGCAAAUCAAGGCAUGUGCUGCAGCAACGGAGAGAUUGACUGAAAGGAAGUCAUUGCAAAAAGACUAUGGUGGCAAAUUGGUGCAUCUUAAAAAAAAGGAAAAAAAUAAAGAGUAUCUGGUAUUUUCUGGGCUGUAUGGCAGCACAGGGGUGAGCGCAGUUGCUUCACAGAAAGAAGGUUCCUGGUUCGCUUCCUGGUCAGAGCAUUUCUGUGCCGAGUUUGCAUGUUCUCCUUGUGUAUGCAUGGGUUCUCUACAGGUACUCUAACUUCCUCCCACCAAAGACAUGCUCAUUAGGUUAAAUGGGGACUCUAAAUUGCUCGUAGGUGUGAUUCUAAGAAUGCCUGGUUGUUUGUCUCUAUAUGUCAGCCCUGUGAUUGACUUGCAACCAGUCCAGGGUACCCGCCUCCUGCCCAAUGACAGCUGGGUUAGACUCCAGCCCCCUGGAAUCUGAAAUGGUACAAGCACUGUAGAAACGGGAUGGAUAGAUGACAGUUUUUCAAUUUUCAAAGUUCAAAAAUAAAUCUGAAAUGAAAAAAUUACAUCAAUUUUUUUAGAGUUUUUUAAGAUUAUAAAGUGGCAAACAGCCAGACAGCCAAGAACUUGUGCUACGUUUGAACUCAUGCAUAGCUGGUGCAACCUGUUCCCAAGGUCCAUUUUAACAUUUCUGAGAUUAGAAUUAGUUUGUUUUACUCUUGGAACAAAAGUGUAGAGCAACUUUACUAUUUUUUCAAAGAUGUUAUGAGUAAAAGUGGGACAGAAGGAAACUAGAGUAAGAAGAAAAGUAUCAUGCUGUGAUUUUUAAUGCUGUUUAGUACUGUAACACUGUCAAAGUUGGCCUUAUGUCGUCUUGUUUGUUUGUUUGUUGCGAGUCUUUAAAUACUGACAUAAUGUUGGAAUCCAAAACAACAGAAAGAUAAGUGCACUGUUAGUGGCACAUGCCAGAAUAAACAUGUUUUUUUAAUGGGUUAUGAGAUAAUAAAUAAACCAA
Molecule: messenger RNA, 7114 nt
Organism: Cheilinus undulatus (humphead wrasse)
Lineage: Eukaryota; Metazoa; Chordata; Actinopteri; Labriformes; Labridae
Gene: drosha
Product: drosha ribonuclease III
Exons: 32
Coding region: 162-4232 (1356 amino acids)
Biological process (GO): regulation of gene expression; pre-miRNA processing; primary miRNA processing
Cellular component (GO): nucleus
Molecular function (GO): double-stranded RNA binding; ribonuclease III activity
Source: RefSeq, a predicted model, not a curated record